AAAUUGGACUACGUCAUAAUCGACGUCAUUAACAUGCUGUUUAGUAUGUGGAUAGUAUGCAGGACAAUGGUUCGAUAAUUUGUAUGACGGUGUUGAACGAACAACUAAAACGUUUUGUUCUUCCCGGGCUGUCAGGUGAACAAUGGAGGAAACCUCGGAAAAUAGCAUCUGUUCCAAGGCAAAACUUGAUGGGCUUAUGAAAUUACUGGCUAAAAUUGACGUGGAUGCUGAUGUGAUGUGCUGUCGAUACACUCCAGAUGGCCAGGAGCUAGCUGCCGGGCUCUGCAAUGGACGCAUUCAGGUGCGCGGUGUUCACAAACAUCUGUUCUAUUAAUCAUCGGCUAUUGGAUGUCAAACAUUUGAUUAUCCAAACGUCGACAUACCAGUCAACGCGAAGCCUAGUGAGCGAUGAGUCAGAUCGCCUGCCCGUAACGCAGAUCAAGUUCCAGAAUACCGGGCAACCCGAGACAGACGCCACCCUCUUUCUGAUCGCCUCAUUGACGUUGCCGACAAGAUGGACGGCCACCGUUUCCGCGUGUUCUCGGCCAAAUACAAUGUGAAUUACCCUAACACGUUCAUCACCGGGGGAUGGGAUAACUCCGUUCAGUACUGGGAUGACCGCCAGCCCCAUGCUUUCAAUAAAUUUUCAGGGCCUCACGUCUGUGGCGAUGCUAUUGACAUCGAGACGUAUUCUGAUACCAUUGUUACCGGUUCCUGGAGGAAAGAUAACGUCAUACAGAUUUGGGACUUUUUGUCAGCCAAAAAACUUAUGGAUGUUCCACAGGAUAAAAGGCAUCAAAGUCAGUUAUACUGUAUACAAUGGCUGAACAAAGAGCAUGUUGUUGGUGGCGGCAGUUCGGAGAAUCUGGUACAUAUCAUUGAUCUAAGGUCACAAAACACCAUUGGACAAAUAUAUAACCUGGCACAGGGCGUCUUUUGCAUUGACAUUGAACAUCAAUUAAAAAAUCCGAGAAUAGCAAUCGGCAGUGGUCACUUUGUAUAUUUUGUGCGAUGUUAAGCUUUUUGAAAGAAAAUUACGAAGUUGGAGGACACAGAGUUAAAUGAUUAUGUGAAUGCAAUAGUUUAUAUGUACACGUAUUCAUGAUAAUACAGUGUCCAUGUAUUCAUGAUAAUACAGUGUCCAUGUAUUCAUGAUAAUACAGUGUCCAUGUAAAUACCUUUGUUAGCUUAUAUUACUGUGAAGGACAUUGUUAGGGUGUUUUCAACUUGAGUCCAGAACUCAAACAUUUUAUAAUCAUACGCCAUGUCUCUGAUUUGUUACAUUGUUUAAAGUGGAAUAUCAUGAGGAAUCCCGAUUGAAAUGACAGAGAUGAGGUAGUAAUGGAACAUGAUGACGAUGAGAAGGGGGUUCGAACUGAAAGAGCGUCUUUAACCGAUGAUUAUCAUUAUAAUAAUGGUAACAUAUUAAAGUAUCAUCGACAUGGGAGUUAUCACGCUGUUUGUUUACACAUAUUAUCAUUAUUUUGAAUGUAUAUAAUUUGCUUUUAUUUCCUGUUGUUACUUUCUACAUGUAUUAAACGAAUACGUUGAAGUGCUGGUACAAAACCCUAAAACCAGUCAUUUGUGGUUUUAAUUUUAUUGUAACCGUUUUGGUUACAAUAAAAUUCAGUUGAAAUAAAAAAACAAAUGUUGAAGGUGAAA
Messenger RNA from Gigantopelta aegis, 1662 nucleotides. Its product is annotated as peroxisomal targeting signal 2 receptor-like. NCBI's taxonomy places the organism in Eukaryota, Metazoa, Mollusca, Gastropoda, Neomphalida, Peltospiridae. The transcript has 9 exons. The record is from RefSeq and is a predicted model, not a curated record. Gene Ontology annotation, molecular function: protein binding. The coding region runs from base 515 to 1018 and encodes 167 amino acids.